AUGAAAAUGGAGAGGAUUAUGAAUCUGAUGAAGAGGAUGAGGACGAAGAUGAAGAAGAAGACCAAGAGAUGCUGGAAGCUGACCUUGACAAAGAUGAGGCGCUGAGAGCCCAACAAGGGGAGCUCACUGGAGAAAGGUUACUGGCUCAGUUCGCCUUGAUGAAACCUCCCAGCACAGCUGCUCUCAUGAGGAAAAAGCUGGGAGAUGAACCCCUCCAACGGCCAGCCACGCCAGGCUCGAGACGAGCGUUAGAACAAGCCAACAACACCAACAACAACAACGCUGCGGCCACUAACAGUCGCUCUGCAACAAGAUCUGAACAUCGUGGUGCCACGCCCCUCAACUCGAGACCUGCCACUGGAGCGAACAGACCUGGGUCAAAGGACAUGGUGCGACCUCCGACCCGAAGUGGCAGCAGACCAGCCUCACAGGAGAGUGCUUCAAAAUUUGCUGAUGAAUUCCGGCCUGCAAGUCAGAGAAGUGACCGAGCCUACAGGCCGUCAAGCAAAGCUAUGGAAAAAAUUGGUCCUGGAGCAAACGUCAAUGAGUACCGUAGUGCCUUUGGAGCUAAGCCGAAGAUUCCUCGUACACCUGACAUAGGCAACGGCUCCAGCAGGCCCAUGAGUCACGCCUCUAGACGGGGUACACCGAAGGAACUUCCUCCUCAGCCACAGUUUUCAGAGUCAGGGCCACGUCCCAGCUCCGCUGGAAAGACAAGUGCUCCUGGAAGCCCAAGAAAAGGAUCAUCAGCCAGUUCAGGAAAGCCCAAAACACCUAGUCAGAUGUGAGAGUUAUGGAGGGUACUGGAGGUUACAGUCAACAGCCCUUUCCAUUUCAAGACAAGUAUAGACUUCACAACAAACAAUAGAGAUAACUACAUCAUUUGAUGUGCUGUUUAUACAAUACUGCAUUGUUAAAUGGGGAGAGAACAAAUGUUAAGAAAAUUUUUAUUGAUGAGGAGAGAGUCUUGAAAAGGGAAAGUUGAAAGGCGUACAGUGCAAGAAAAGUUUCUUCUUUUUAUUGUGGUGAAGAAUUUGUGUGAACUUUGCUCAACAGAGAGCAACAUAAUACGAAGACUCAUGAUUAAUGGCAUUAAUGUUCUUUCUCUUCCCCUACCUGGUGGCGACCCAUGCCCUUAGUAAUUGUCUUUGUUUUAUUUUUUGUCUUUUUGUUGUUGGGGUUUUUUUGU
This is a messenger RNA of Aplysia californica (California sea hare), 1189 nucleotides long. Its product is annotated as lisH domain-containing protein ARMC9. Gene Ontology annotation, cellular component: ciliary basal body; ciliary tip; centriole. Gene Ontology annotation, biological process: cilium assembly. NCBI's taxonomy places the organism in Eukaryota, Metazoa, Mollusca, Gastropoda, Aplysiida, Aplysiidae. The record is from RefSeq and is a predicted model, not a curated record.